Molecule: messenger RNA, 2541 nt
Organism: Poeciliopsis prolifica (blackstripe livebearer)
Lineage: Eukaryota; Metazoa; Chordata; Actinopteri; Cyprinodontiformes; Poeciliidae
Product: 7 transmembrane receptor domain-containing protein
Exons: 4
Coding region: 69-1217 (382 amino acids)
Biological process (GO): G protein-coupled receptor signaling pathway
Cellular component (GO): plasma membrane; neuron projection
Molecular function (GO): neuropeptide binding; neuropeptide Y receptor activity
Source: RefSeq, a predicted model, not a curated record
CAAGAAAGUGAAAGUGAAGAGGCGCAAAAGGAAUUCGGUCUAAUUUGAAAAGGUUUAGCUGCACGGACAUGGACAUCUUUACGAAUAAGGACUUUGGUUUGACUGGAAACGCUACUCAAGCAACAGGAGGACCAGAAGGCAACAAAGACCAAGGACUCAAUCACAGUGACCCACUGGACAUGUUUGUUGGGAUGGAGCUUCUUCAACGGUUCAAACCUCUUUUUUUGCCUCUCUACUGCCUCGUGGUGGUCGUGGCGGGUGUUGGAAACUCAUUUUUGUUGGCCUGCAUUUUGGUAGACAAGAAACUCCACAAUGCCACCAACUUCUUCAUUGGUAAUUUAGCGGCUGGCGACCUGCUGAUGUGUUUGAGUUGUGUCCCACUGACUGUGUCUUACGCCUUCGACAGCCACGGCUGGGCUUUUGGACAACCGCUCUGCCACUUGGUGCCCUUGCUGCAGUGUGCCACAGUGUUUGCCUCGGUGCUUUCACUCACAGCCAUCGCUGUUGAUCGCUACAUUGUCGUCGCUCACCCAGUAAGGAAAAGAAUUUCUGUCUGGGGCUGUGGCGCUGUGACUCUGGGUGUCUGGCUUUUGUCUCUGACCCUGGCUGCACCCCCGUCUUUUUACACGCGCUACCUGGACCUUCGUCCCAGUGGGAUCGACUUGGUGGUGUGUGAGGAAUUCUGGCCCGACAGCGGCAACCUGCGGCUGCUGUACUCCUGCUUCAUCCUCACAACCUCCUACAUGAUCCCGCUGCUGUCCGUCAGCAUCUCCUACUGUGCCAUCACUGUUAGCCUCAAGCGCUACUCAGUGCCUGGGGAGCCAUCCAGCAGUCAACAGCCCUGGAGUCAAAGAAGAAAAAAGACCUUUACUCUGUUGGUGGCCUCAGUGCUGGCAUUUGCACUGUGCUGGCUGCCCCUGCAGGUGCUGAACCUUUUGCUGGACUUGGACCCAGAGUUCCUUAUCAUUGGGAAACGCUACAUAAACGUCCUGCAGGUUUGCUGCCAUUUAGUGGCCAUGAGCUCAGCGUGUUACAACCCUUUCAUCUACGCCUCUCUGCACAGCAAGGUGCGCAUGCAUCUGAAAGGCUACCUCUGUCCUUGCCGCGGUCGUCGAGGGGAAACGGUUGAGCGCGCCCCAUCCAGGAGCGGAGUGUUUGAUGCGACUUCAGUAACAGCUCCUGUCAUGCAAAGCCACAUGAUUCAUCCUGACAAUUAAAUUGAUGUUCAGGAAUAUGAGAAAAUGCCAAACGCAGGCUCAGUGUUCGCUUAGACCAUUUUCCCUCAUGGCUUUUCAGCUUUUUUUUUAUUAACUUCCAGACAUUCAGACCUGUUUUGUGGCUCACCACAGAUACCACAAACAGGCAAUAAUUUAUACCAGGGUGUUUGAUGUCAAGCUUGAUGAUGAAGUACAAGACAGCUUAAGCCGUCCUUUUGGAUAUCCGGGUUUUUCUUGAAUAGCAGAGCUUGUGGCCUCGACAUUCAGCUGACUGAAGUUUCAGAAAGCUCAGCAGAGGCAUAAAUCAGUGCUGAGGCUGGACACACAUGACGAGUGACAAUGGUUAAAAGACUUGUUUAAAAGCACUCCAGAGAGCAGGCUGAACAAUGAAUCCUUCACACCAGAUACGGAGUACAAGCCAAGAAGAGGAAAAGUGCAAAUGAAGUAUAUUUCUUUCAUUAUACAUAUUAUACAUACUUUAUUAUGAAUGUGUAUUUUUUUCUUUUUUGUUUCUGCCUCGCUUGCCUUAUAAAUCACCUUGAUUUAGUGAUGAAAUGUGCAUUAACUGGCUUUUUAAAAAAAAAAUUCUGUUUAUAUGGUGUGCUAUCUUUCUUAGAUGAUUUUACUUCACAGCAACAUUUUUUUUCAAUUUAGAAAUAUUUGUUUUUGUAAAUAGUGUGCAUUUUCAGGUUAUGAGGGAAAUGGAUUAAAACAAAGUAAGAAAUAAUAAAAACCCAAAUGACUGCACUGCCAGCGUUAGAAACUUCAGAUUCAUAAAGAGUUGAUAGACAGUCAUUUGGAUGUGUCUGGAGAAGCUAAAUGUAUUUAAUUAUCAUCUUAAUAUUCAGAGCAUGACCAGAACAGUCACUCUCUGCUCUUCGCAGUGACAUCUCUCUUACUGAGCUGCUGUCAAGCAUAAUCAAUAGUUUUAAAGCACCUGUGUCAAAUAAUUUUUAAACCAGAAAAUAAAUUACAAUUACUUGAUCUAAGUCUUUUUUUUUUCACACAAAAAUAAAACAGUAGAAUUAUCUAAGAGUCAAAGGGAAUUUACCAAAAUAUUACAAUAACAUCUAGUUUGAUUCCCCAACAGUGAUCCUCUCACAAAGACUGAUUUCAAUCUAGUGAUUUUAAUUUGGCUCUGAUACGGUUGGAGAUUUAUGGCUCAGAUUUGGUAAUAAAAAUGUUAAUUAUAGUUGGAGGUGUCUCCUGACGUUCUUUCCAUGCCUAUUCCCCGGUAACCUGAGAAAACAAAUGUUUGUUUCGUAUUUCAAUAAACUGGAGGAAGGAGAAGAAGGUCCAAAGUUUCACAGAAGUCAGAUGAUGU